Drosophila busckii is the source of this 1923-nucleotide messenger RNA. RefSeq lists its product as uncharacterized. The transcript is spliced from 6 exons. The record is from RefSeq and is a predicted model, not a curated record. Gene Ontology annotation, molecular function: ligand-gated monoatomic ion channel activity. Bases 1 to 1923 code for a protein of 640 amino acids. Gene Ontology annotation, cellular component: membrane. NCBI's taxonomy places the organism in Eukaryota, Metazoa, Arthropoda, Insecta, Diptera, Drosophilidae.
AUGUGUGUUAUAUGGCAUGAAGGAUACUAUUUUCACCCUACGGAUCUCAUAUCCUAUAUCGGUAUCAAAAUUCUUACAUUGGGUGACAGCUUUCAAUAUAACACUGUCGACGUAGACGCCAAGCGGCAAUUUCUAGAGGAAAGACAUUUAAGUUACGAUAAUUUGACGCUCAAACUAACGAUUUCAAUUGAAGAAUCGCACUGCGAGACAUUCCUUGUUUUUGGAGAAGAUAUACCCCAAUUCGUGGAAGCCUUUAUGCGCGCAUCUAUGUACUCAAUAUGGCGCUCGUUGCACAACAUAUUUAUUUUUGCGCACACUGCGCAAGCUUUAAACGCGACCUGUUGCCAGGGUUACUUCUUUCAGGAUCAACCCAAUAUUAUAUUCGUAGUGAGAGAUUAUGUCAAUGCAACAAGCUUUGCAUUGAAAACUAAUAAGUAUGUUGGAUCCAGAACAGAUCAUCCAGAGCAGUUGCAACUGGUAGAUCGAUAUGAUUCACUCCAGCAACGUUUUCAGUAUAAUCACUCACUCUUUCCUGAUAAACUUCGUGAUUUAAAAGGAAGGGAGGUAAUCAUUGCCUAUUUUGACUACAGACCGUACACAGUCAUGAAAUACGUAAAGAAGAAUAUAUACGGUUCUUUGGUUGCAUCCUUCAAGAGUAGCCGCAAUAACAUCCGCAAUAUUGGAGUGCCGGAAACGUCUGACCAAGCCUAUGUAUAUAUUGAUGGCACUGAAACCCGCGUUGUUCUUAACUUCUGUGCUCAAUUUAACUGUACAUUACAAAUUGAUACAUCUGAUGCCAACGACUGGGGCACUAUAUAUCCAAACAUCUCUGGAGAUGGCGCGCUGGGCAUGAUUGUCAAUCAUAAAGCUGACAUUUCCAUAGGCGCUAUGUACUCAUGGUACGAUGACUACACUUACCUAGAUUUGUCAAUGUACCUUGUGCGCUCUGGAAUCACUUGCCUGGUGCCAGCACCAAAGCGAUUGACCAGUUGGUAUCUGCCGGUACAACCAUUUCAGACUACUCUUUGGGCCGCGGUGUUGCUUUGCCUUUCCAUAGAAACAAUUGGGCUGGUGCUGGCGCACAGAAGUGAGCAACAUUUAUACUUGGCGAAUAGAGUUGAAAACAUCUGGCUUCGGAGCUUGGCAUUUGGUUUAGUAACAACUUUUAAGCUUUUCAUCUCCCAGGCGGGAAACAGCAAUGUACGAUCUGUAACAGUGCGUGUGUUACUAUUUGCUUGUUUCCUAAACGAUAUCAUUAUUUCGAGUAUAUAUGGGGGAGGCUUGGCCAGCAUAUUGACCAUACCCAGCAUGGGUGAAGCAGCCGAUACGCUUGAGCGAUUGCGCGCUUAUAAAUUGCAGUGGGCAGCCAAUUCCGAGGCAUGGGUUUCAUCGAUUCGUAGCUCUGAUGACCUGAAGGUGCGUGAACUCCUAGAGAAUUUUCACAUAUAUGACGAUCAUGAACUGCUCGUGCUUGCUCAUAAAGCGAAUAUGGGAUUUACUGUGGAGCGAUUACCCUUCGGUCACUUUGCUAUAGGAAACUAUCUCACAGGGCCAGACAUUGAGCAAAUGGUAAUCAUGCAGGAGGAUCUUUAUUAUCAGUAUACGGUAGCAUUUGUGCCACGGCUCUGGCCACUACUUGAGCGCUUUAAUCAGCUGAUCUAUUGCUGGCAUUCAUCCGGCUUCGACAAGUAUUGGGAAUACCGUGUAGUUGCCGAUAAUCUAAACGUUCAAAUACAGAAGCAGGUCGAGAAUACAAUUAUCAGUAGAAGACAGAACGAUAUUGGCAUAGAGCCCGUAACUUUAGGCAUGGCUAACUUUGCAGGUAUCCUACUGGUCUGGGUACUUGGCGCGCUUGCAGCUAUUACAGUAUUUGCAUUAGAAUUUGUAGCCGCUAAUUUAAGUGGUGAUCUUGUACCCAAGUAG